Archocentrus centrarchus (flier cichlid) is the source of this 3708-nucleotide messenger RNA. It is a transcript of the gene lrrc8da, whose product is annotated as leucine rich repeat containing 8 VRAC subunit Da. The transcript is spliced from 2 exons. Gene Ontology annotation, molecular function: protein binding. Bases 286 to 2781 code for a protein of 831 amino acids. The record is from RefSeq and is a predicted model, not a curated record. Lineage: Eukaryota; Metazoa; Chordata; Actinopteri; Cichliformes; Cichlidae. Gene Ontology annotation, cellular component: cytoplasm.
GCUCAGUCUUUUCUUAGAAAUGUAUUACCCCCGAGGUGUACCUGCGUUUACUGUCUAUUAACACAAAGCCAGGCAGGCGGGCUUAGGUAUGUGGGCUACCAGCCGACAAACCGCAGGUCUGCAAACAAAUGUUUUACGGAGCUUUGUUUCACCGAGCGGCGUCAUCCCCGCAGUUUUUAACCGGGCUGAAGAAUUAGGUUAAAGAGGCACCUGGAGAGCGGAUCGAAAAGUGGCAUGCAGGGUGAAGAAGAAAUAAUUGGAUUGAGAUAACGCCUCACGGGCAUAAUGUUCACACUCACUGAGGUUGCGUCCUUGAACGACAUCCAGCCAACAUACCGCAUCUUAAAGCCAUGGUGGGACGUCUUCAUGGACUACUUGGGUCUGGUCAUGCUCAUGUUGGCCAUAUUUGCAAUGACCAUGCAGAUCACCAGGGACCAGGUAGCUUGCCUUCCAUGUAUGAAUGAGGCAGAGGAAACCUCAGGAGCAAAACCUGAGUCCGGCUGCCAGCAGACACCUGGGGAAGUAGCCUCAUCCAUAAGGGUCCCUGUUGGAACACUGACCCCACCGAUCACCAAGGACCUAACGGAUGAAGCUGUCCAUCAAAUUUAUGAAUCACAACCUCAACCAACAGGGGUUAAAACAAACCUGGACUUUCAACAGUAUGUUUUUAUCAACCAAAAGUGUUACCAUGAGGCCUUGCCCUGGUAUUCCAAAUACUUUCCAUACCUCACCCUCAUCCACACCAUCAUCCUCAUGGUCAGUAGCAACUUCUGGUUCAAGUACCCCAAAACGAGUUCGAAGAUCGAGCAUUUCGUUUCCAUUCUGGGACGGUGUUUUGAGUCUCCCUGGACAACAAAGGCUUUGUCUGAAACAGCCUGUGAGGACUCUGAGGAGAACAAGCAGAGGCUGACCGGCACUGCUUCAGCGCCAAAGCAGGUGUCUUUAGAGGGGAAUGAUGAAAGCACGAAUGUGAGCCCAUCCACACCCAUGCUUGGGGUGAAGUUUACUGCGGAAAAGCCUACAUUGGAGGUCCCAAGUAGCAUGACAAUCCUGGAUAAAAAAGAUGGCGAGCAGGCCAAAGCCCUUUUUGAGAAGGUGAGAAAGUUCAGAGCUCAUGUGGAGGACAGUGAUUUAAUCUACAAGCUUUAUGUAGCACAGACCAUUGUCAAAUCUGUCAAGUUUAUGUUGAUAUUGGCCUACACGUCAGCUUUUUUAAACAAAAUAAAUUUUACUCAUACCUGUAUGCCUAAUAUAAAACAUCUAACAGGAUAUGCAAAGUUCAUCUGUACGCACAACAUGGCUUUCAUGCUAAGCAAGUUGCUCAUCACCUAUGUGGCAUUGAUAAUGAUCUACGGGAUGACUUGCUUUUACUCUCUCUUCUGGGUGUUUCGGCGACCUCUGAAGGAGUACUCGUUCGAGAAGGUCAGGGAGGAGAGCAGCUUUAGUGACAUUCCUGACGUCAAAAAUGACUUUGCAUUUCUUUUACACAUGGUUGACCAGUAUGACCAGCUUUACUCCAAGCGCUUUGGUGUUUUCUUGUCCGAGGUCAGUGAAAACAAGCUGAGGGAGAUCAGCCUCAACCAUGAGUGGACUUUUGAGAAAUUAAAGCAGCUCGUUACCCGUAACGCCCAGGACAAACAGGAGCUGCACCUCUUCAUGCUCUCGGGUCUCCCGAAUGCGGUGUUUGACCUCACAGACUUGGAAGUGCUAAAAUUGGAGCUGAUUCCUGAGGUGAGGUUCACAGCAAAGGUCUCUCAAAUGACCAGCCUGCAGGAGUUGCAUCUCUCCCACUCUCCCGCCAAAGUCGAGCAGACAGGUUUUGCUUUCCUCCGCGACCAUCUCCGCUGCCUUCACGUCAAGUUCACUGACGUUGCCGAGAUCCCAGCUUGGGUAUAUUUGCUUAGGAGUUUGAAGGAGCUUAAUCUAAUUGGCAACCUGAGCUCAGAAAACAAUAAAAUGAUUUGCCUGGAGUCAAUGCGAGACUUGAGGCAUUUGAAGACGUUAUGCCUGAAGAGCAACCUCACAAAAAUCCCGACAAACAUAACGGAGCUUUCUCCACAUCUGAUUCGGUUAAUGGUGCAUAAUGAUGGUACAAAAUUGCUGGUAUUAAACAGUUUGAAAAAGAUGACAAAUCUAAUUGAAGUGGAGCUGCACAACUGUGAACUUGAAAGGAUUCCCCAUGCUAUUUUCAGCUUAACCAACUUACAGGAGCUCGACCUGAAAUCUAACAACAUCCGAACCAUAGAGGAGAUCAUCAGCUUACAGCACCUCAAGAGGCUGACGUGCCUUAAACUGUGGCACAACAAAAUAAUCACAAUUCCAUCCUCCAUCGGCCACAUCAAGUCUCUGGAGGCGCUCCACCUUUCUCACAAUAAACUGGAGACCCUGCCUCCUGCCCUGUUCACCCUGCCUAAACUGCGACACUUGGAUGUGGGCCAUAACUCCAUCUCGGUGCUUCCUCCAGAUGUGGGUCUCCUCCACAACCUCCAGCACUUGGCCAUGAACUCCAACAAGCUGGAGGUGCUGCCCAAGACUUUAUUCAGAUGCACCAAGCUUAAGGUGCGGUGUCUGGGGCACAAUGCGCUCACUACGCUGCCCGAGGCUGUGGGCCAGCUGGUCCAGCUCACUCAGCUGGAGCUCAAAGGAAACUGUCUUGACAGACUGCCCGCCCAGUUAGGAAACUGUCGUCUGCUGCGCAAAAACUGCCUUGUCGUGGAGGAGCAUCUUUUCGACACACUUCCUAUGGACGCUAAGGAAAGCAUUAGUCGAGAAACCUUUUAGCACAAAAGCCACUCGGAAUAAGGUGGCUGGCUGUAACCAUUAUUUUUGUAAUAUGCAUACAUUUCCUGUUUUAUUUUAUUUUUUUUUUUAGGCUCUCUUAGUUGCUUCUAUUUAAAUGCAGCAUGAAAAGGAUAGCUUCUGUAGUUGCAGAGAAUGUAUUAUUAUGCUUUUUUCUAGCUUUAUAAUAGAAAAUAAAAAUCCAGCUUCUAUAGACCAAAACUGCCCCAAUGACACAUUAUGUAGAUCAUUAUUGUUUUAGGUACUCAGGUAUAAAUGUAACCGUGGGAACUGUCUUUUUGCCUUAACUGCUGCUUUUUUUUUUUUUUUUUUUUUCUUUUUUUUUUUUUAAAGAGAGGGCUUUCACAAAGAACAAGCCAAAAAUGAAUAAAUCAUAAUUUCUUGUCAGUUUUUUCUUUCUUUCAUUAAAAACUUUUCCUUUUUUUUUUUUUUUUUUUGGUAGUUUAACUUGUUGAAAUUGUGUAACCUGUGUAUUUUAUUUUUCUUCAUGCAUACUCAUGUAGCUGAAAGAACCAGAGUUGUAAACUCAGGUGGAGACUGAGCACCAGAAAUGAACCUUUACCUUACUUUAGUGAAGAUUGUAUACAAAGGCCUGUAGUACUUCAUUUGCACAUGGAAACCCUAAUGAUGUAAAGAUUGUGGAUGUCCUUUGUGAUAACCUGUUCAGAGAAAUCUGAGCUGAUAAAAGGGAAAUCAGUCGACUAAUUUUUGGAAUCACGUUUUGAAAUGUUCUGUUGAACUGAUGGUCCUACGUGUCACAAUCAUGUAAUAUCUGCCUUCACUCUUCUCAGUGUUCUUCUGUGUAGGCCUGAUAUAUGUGUGUUCAGAGCUGCUGUAUCACCUCGUCGAGCCUGUGCUCAAAGUUCAUUUUUAUGGUACAAUAAAACAAGCGUCUUGAUUGACGUCCAA